AGGGGCUUGUUCUGCCAUUUGCCCGCUCCGGGGAUUUUCGUCGCUCGAGACCGCGGAUGGACAGCCCAACGGUCGAGCGCGUGGCCACGCUGCCGUUACUGGCGAAGCUCGCGGCAGAGGAGUGCCCCCGGUUCAUUCACAGAGUAAUUGAUGGUAUUUGUGGACGUGCACUUCCUCGAUUCCGGGAUUAUGGAAAUAUUUGGAGUCUGAUAGAAUGGAUGGAGGUCCUAGAGGAAGCCUCGACAUUUGUGAAACAUGCCAGUGGAAAGCAUUUACCAGAUGAAGAGAUUCUUCAGCUGUUGGAUGGAUUGAGUGCACCUCAUCAAGAAGCAGUACUUAACUGUUUAAAAGCAAGAAAGGAUGAGCUGCAGUCAGCCUUAAUUGAGAAAACAAAUGCUGUGUCAUCUGCUUAUCUACAGGAUUUUGAUUGGCAGCUGAAGUUGCCUCUAUCAAGUGAUAAGAUUGCCUUUCUUCAAAUGCCACUGCUAAAUCUUGACCUUGAUGUGAAAGAAAAUGGAGUGGUGAAGCCAGUUUCCAUUGAAAUGGAUAAAGAAGAAUUACAAACCCUCAUUCACUCUCUGGAAGCGGCAAACAAGGUUGUUCUACAAAUAAAAUAACUGGAGAUAAUCGGUGGCCUAUAUUUCUGUAACAUUUCCAAAGGGAAACUGAGAACUACUUAAAACCUUUGAGCUGAUACUGAAGCAAAGAGAGUAAUUACAUCAUCAGAAAUUUGUGAAUAAAUGAAGUUAAGCCUGAAGCACAGCAGAAACUUCAAACUACUUUUAAAGUGUUUGAUUAACUUCUGACACUCAACAGAGCUAAGGCUGUUGGACUUGCACAGUAUUUGCUUUAAUGACUAGCACCAGUAUUUGAAAUGCACAGCAGUGAAUUUUUUAUUUUGUUUUCUGAGUAAUGAUCUGCAGCUUCUUUACAUAUUUAUUAUUUGACUUGUGAGAGCUUUACCCAAGGAAUUUUUUUAAAUUUCAAUGGAUAUGAUCCCCCUCAUGAUUGUUGAUGUGAAUUCUCCAGCUCCAUUUUCUGGAUAGGAAGAAACAAUUGCAAUUACUGGUUCAUCUGUAACCUUUUAAUGCAUUGCCUAGUAACUUAAUUUAAGUUUGCACAGUUCUGUCAACUAUUUGUGAAUUGAUUACCUUUUGAGAAAAGGAUGGAUAUAUCAACAAGAAAAUCAUUUAGCAGUUCUCUGUACACUUUUUGUAAAGUGCUUUUUACUUUCUCAAUUACAUUUUUAUAUCUAAUUGUUUCCUGGAUAUUGCCAGAUGACUUGUAUUCCUUCCCCUGAAUAUGAUGUUGUAAUUGUGUGUUAUUGUAGUUGUAGACUUCAAAGCAACACUAAUAUCACUGCUGCAGGUAAUGCAAAUCACCCCAGUCUGAAAAAUUGUGGCCUGCUAGUGGGCUUAGACCAUUAGCAAGGUUGUUUUGAAGAAAGUGGAAAUUUAUGAAGUCCACGGUACAAAGAUAUGUUUAAAAACCUACUAAUUCAAACCUUCCAACAUUCCCCCCGUAGCUUUUUUGUUAACUUACUUGCUUGAAGGGUUUCACUUUGGUGAUAUGCCUCUGCUGUAGCAGUUACUGGUUUCCAUGUUCAUUUUGCCAAAGGAUUCUAAUGCUCCAACUUAUUGAACUGCUAUGGUACAAGAAUUCCUGUGUUUAUUUGUUUAGUUCAUGAAUUUUUGCCGAAUUUGAACUACUGAAAACAUUUAUACAUGUUUCAGUUCAUUCAAGGAUGUGUAAUUAAAAGAAGCGGGGCCAUAAAAUGUAAAUUGGAGAGCUCGCUAAUUAAUCUUGUGGAAUCAGAAUAUUUGGAGAAUGUUGUUCUAUAAUGUUCACAUUGAAAAUUGUCUAUAAUAAAAGCACAGACGUAUGAACAAAAUUCUAGUGUUUUAAAUCAAAA
This is a messenger RNA of Chiloscyllium plagiosum (whitespotted bambooshark), 1912 nucleotides long. RefSeq names its product COMM domain containing 8 (gene commd8). Lineage: Eukaryota; Metazoa; Chordata; Chondrichthyes; Orectolobiformes; Hemiscylliidae. The record is from RefSeq and is a predicted model, not a curated record.